Messenger RNA from Periconia digitata, 3334 nucleotides. Lineage: Eukaryota; Fungi; Ascomycota; Dothideomycetes; Pleosporales; Periconiaceae. The record is from the annotation of a GenBank genome assembly.
UCCCGCACGUGAGGUGAUGAGAGGUGGUCCAAGCGUCCUCCCACUAUGCACAAUCGAAUUUUUGGCUUGGCAUUGAGUCAAAGGGCGAAGCGACAACCACAAGCGCGACCCAGGAAGUUUCGACAGCCCAACUGCGCCUGCGCCUUCAAGUUUAACCAAGCCUCUCGUCCCGUCGUCCAAAGACAUUCCCCUACGAUUCACGAGAGAGAGUCGAAAGAAUCGCCACCAUGACUUCCCGAUUCUUUGCCGCCAGCGACAGCGACAGCUCCAGCGAGGAGUCCUCUGAGGAGGAGCUCUACUCGGACAAGGAAGAGUCCCAAGAUGAAGACUCUGAUGACAUGUCCGAUGACGAUGACUCGGACGAAGACUCCUCGUCCGACGAAGAAGGUGGUGGCGCCAACCGUUUCUUGAGGGAUGCCGAGAGUGAAAGCGAGAGCGACGAAGAUGAUGGAGCGAAGGUUCUCAAGAGCGCAAAGGACAAGCGAUUCGAGGAGCUUGAGGGCACAAUAAGGUUGAUCGAGAACGCGGAGAAGAUUAAUGAUUGGGCUGUUAUCCAGGACCAAUUCGACAAGUUGAACCGCCAGGUCAUCAACCUAACCAAGCAAAACGAUGGCAAGACGCCCAAACUAUACAUCCAAGCCAUUGCCGACCUCGAGACCUUCGUCACCGAGACGCUCGAGAAACAGAAGGUCACCCCCAAGAAGAUGAACGCCAUCAACCAAAAGGGUCUCAACGCCGUCCGCCAGCGCAUCAAGAAGAACAACAAGGACUACGCUAAGGACAUCGAGGCUUAUCGGGAGAACAAGGACGAUUUCAUGCGUGAGGAAGAAGUUGCCGAAGCUCCCGUCGCAAAGAAAAAGAAGAAGGUCGACCCUAUUGUUUCCAGCGGUAUUGCCGAGGCCGAUGAUGAUGGUUUCACUGUGGUUGGUGCCGGCGGACGUGCUGUUCUCUUCACCCCCGAAAGCAUCCUGAAGCACAUCCGGUCUAUCGUCGAGCAGCGCGGAAGGAAGAACACAGAUCGGAUGGAGCAGAUCCGUACCCUGGAGAAGCUCCUUGAUGUUGCCGUGUCCGAUUACCAGAGGAUUCGCGUGCUUCUCACACUCAUCUCCACCAGAUUCGAUCUGACUUCAGGCACCGGUAACCAGAUGGUUCAAGAGCAGUGGAAAUUGGCACAACAGGAAUACAUCCAGCUCCUUAACACCCUUGAGACAUCCAGGGAAAUCGUCGUGGUGGAGAACGCCGAAGAGUGGGAGGACGACGACAAGCCUCCAACCAUCACACCUGGCGAGGUCUUCAAGAUCCCAGGUAGCACGGUGUCUUUCGUGGAGAGGCUUGACGACGAGCUCACCCGAUCACUCCAACACAUCGAUCCCCACACUUCAGAAUAUAUUGAGCGUUUGACAGAUGAGACCCAGCUAUAUGCUGCGCUGGUCCGAACAUUAGUGUAUGUCGAGGGGUUGAAGAAGCAGGAGGGUCUGGGCCUUCCUCAAGACUCACUCAACCGCGUGGUUAUGAGACGACUAGAGCAUGUCUACUUCAAACCUUCUCAAGUCGUUACUAUUCUUGAAAACAAUACAUGGAAAGCCAUCGACUCCGGGCUCGACUCAGAAAUCACCCCACGCUCCAUCUCCAACGACACCGCCUCGCUUGUUCAGACACUUUGCACAUACUUGUUUCAACACAGUGACGGUAUCAUUCGGGCGAGAGCAAUGCUGUGCCAAAUCUACUUCCUGGCUCUCCACGAUGAAUACUACAAAGCUCGCGAUAUGAUGCUCAUGUCGCAUCUUCAGGAAACCAUCAGCAACUUUGAUGUCAAUACCCAAAUCCUGUUCAACCGCGCUUUGGUACAAGUUGGUCUCUGUGCAUUCCGAGCUGGUCUUGUAUACGAAGCCCAGACCUCACUACAAGAAAUCUGCGGCAGCAACCGACAAAAGGAGCUACUUGCACAAGGUCUCCAGAUGCAGCGUUACUCACAAAUCUCGCCCGAGCAGGAGCGUCUCGAGCGCCAACGACAGCUGCCAUUCCACAUGCACAUCAACCUUGAGCUGCUCGAGUGUGUUUACCUCACAUGCUCCAUGCUUCUCGAGAUUCCUCUCCUCGCACAGAUCGGCUCGUCGCCAGAUAUCCGGAAACGUGUCAUCAGCAAGACAUACCGCCGUCUCUUAGAAUACCAUGAGCGACAAAUCUUCACUGGCCCGCCAGAGAACACUCGUGAUCACGUCAUGCAGGCAUCCAAAGCUCUCUCUGCGGGUGAAUGGAAGAAGGCAGCAGAGUUCAUCAACUCGAUCAAGAUCUGGGAGCUUAUUGCUAACACCGACAAAAUCCAGGAGAUGCUCUCGGCACAGAUUCAAGAAGAAGGACUCCGCACAUACCUCUUCACAUACGCACCCUUCUACGACACACUGGCUAUCUCUACGUUGGCCGGUAUGUUCGACCUCUCGGAGCGCAAGGUGUCUGCCAUCGUAUCCAAGAUGAUCUCCCACGAGGAGCUCGGCGCGGCGCUCGACCAGGUCAACUCGGCCAUCAUCUUCAGGAAGGGCGUGGAACUCAGUCGUCUACAGACGCUAUCGCUGAGCCUGGCUGAUAAGGCCAGCGGACUCAUCGAGGCCAACGAGAAGACGCUCGAGCAACGCACACAAGGUACCGCCCACGCAUUUGAGCGACAGCAAGGUGGUCGCGGUGGACGAGGUGGCCGUGGAGGAAGGGGCCGUGGAGGCGGUAUGGGACGCGGUGGUGGUGGUGGAAGGAAUCAACAGUUCACGGGUGGUGCAUUGGGUAGGGCUAUUCAGGCAUAGAUAGAGAGAGUGCGUGUGUACGUGUUUGCACGACAAAGACUCAUGCUUACUUGAUAUGAUAACCACGAGAGGCCCCGGUUUUUGGCUGCUUUUUUUCUUCUCACUUAAAGGAUAAAAGAAAUGUUUCCCUGUUCUACGAGUGCUUCUUCACUUGCUGCCCACUGUGACGUGUGAACUCCGCGAUCUCUCUGAGUUGGAGGAUAUGUAUACCCACCAACCCUGGCAAUUGGCUUUGCUGUUGUGUCCAUGUCUACCACUCACCUCUUGACAUCGAAUUGCUGCCGCUCCACAAAGAUGACAAAGAACCGUGCCACACCCUAUCGACGAGUUUCCUCUCCUGAAUCCUCUCAAGUUUUCGAAACCCAUACUUUGUGCAUCUUAUUUUAUAUGUACGUUUUUUUUUUCUUUCGGGACAAUCCUGUCUACGUAUUGGUCGUUGAUGCCAUACAUAAGCUUGUCUACAACUUCUACUUUCUACCCAUUAUUGUUAUUGUUAUUGAACCACAGACAGGCAGGCAGGCAGGCAGGACCCUCGUAGU